Molecule: messenger RNA, 1536 nt
Organism: Naegleria lovaniensis
Lineage: Eukaryota; Heterolobosea; Eutetramitea; Acrasida; Naegleriidae
Exons: 3
Coding region: 1-1536 (511 amino acids)
Molecular function (GO): protein binding
Source: RefSeq, a predicted model, not a curated record
AUGUCUUUAAAAAAGAAAAAGUUAUCUCAUCAGGAUGAUAGCUGCUCCAUUCAACACCAGCAAUUAUCAUCAGAAAAUCAUUCCUCCAAUAAUAAUAAUAGAAAUAACUCUCAGCAGCAGGCUGGACUUGUUUCCGAUACUCUGAUUCUAAUCGGAUCAUUUAUGGAAAUUAUAGAUAUCAUCAAAUCCAUGUCGGGAGUUUGUAAAUAUUGGAAUGAAGUAUGUGAUGGUGAUGCUUUAUGGAAGGGAUUAUUCCAUAGAGAGUUGGGAAGUGUCGAUUGGUUGAUUAGCAAAUUGAAUAAGAAUUUGCAGCAGAGUGCUUCUUCGGGUGGUACAGCCAUGAAGAGAAUUUUGAGGCCCGUUGCUCACAACCGUGAAGACGGAGGUUUGAAUUAUGAAAAACGGUAUUUUGGUUUUGACGAAGACUCUGCAGGUGAGGAUGAUGACAAUGUCGAUGAUGAUGAGGUUAUGAAUGGAAAUGAAAAGAAAGAUGUUGGAGUUUUGAAAAAGACAUCUUUGAAAAGAAGUAUUGAGGAAGGUAAACAAACAAUUAUUUCUUUGGAUGUACUUAAAGAGGUUCUUGAAGAUUGUUAUGGAGUGAAUAGAUUUUGGUUGAGUUUGUUCAAAGUAGUAGCUGCUAUGAUCCCAAUACAGAGCUAUAAAUUGAUGACUGAAAAACAAAUUAUUCAACCACUUGACAAUGUGACGCCAAUGGUGAGUUCAAAGAAGAAGGAUGAUGAUGACGACGAUGACGACGAGGAUGAAGACUAUGAUGAAGAUGAUGAGGCUGAUAAUCAAGAGGAGGAUGAUCAAUCAGACGAAGAAAAAGAAAAGAAAUCUGCAAAUCAAAAACCAAAAGACGACUUUUUCAAACGUGAUUUCAUGUUCAAAGGUAAAAAGAGCGAAGAGGCAACAGAACAUCUCAUUUCAAAGAAUUAUUGUUACUUUACAGUGAGAUUGGAACAAAUAUUGGAUGUCAUUUUUGGAAGUGAGUUGGAAAAUGCAACACUUUUACAACAGGCUCUGUAUGUUGAUAUCAAAACUCACAAACUUGCUGUCAUUUUGAGUAUAUUUGAUAGACAUGGAAUUAUUUUGAAUUAUUUCGGAUCAGAUUCUAAUGCAACAGAGAAAUACUUGAAUAAGAUUACAGGACAAUUGGCCAUUCAUGCCCAAAACAUUACCAAUUAUGUUCUUUCAAAGAAGACUCGUCCAGCACUUCCUAGAACUCCCUACGUGACAGAAUGUGACACGAUGUGUGUUGGUCUUACGAAAUCUCAUCACACCAUUUCCAUCUUGAAAUUCUGUUACUCUGUUUUAUGUGAACAGGAAGAUUCAAUUUAUCAACCUGAUUCAGUUCAUCAUAACGAGGAAAAUAUUAAGAAAGCGAAUGAUGAAGAAGAAGAGAACAAUGAUGUCAAUGACGACAAUGAUGGGGAAGAACGUGAAAGCGAUUUACCAAAACAGCUCACUUUGCAUCCGGAAAACCAUCAUGGAGUUGUGGAUUUUGGAAUGCUAAUUUUUACUUUUAUCAUGUAG